This is a messenger RNA of Ornithodoros turicata, 3491 nucleotides long. RefSeq lists its product as uncharacterized. The transcript has 13 exons. NCBI's taxonomy places the organism in Eukaryota, Metazoa, Arthropoda, Arachnida, Ixodida, Argasidae. The coding region runs from base 306 to 1022 and encodes 238 amino acids. The record is from RefSeq and is a predicted model, not a curated record.
CUCCGCAUGUGGAAUCGCAUGUAACUUCGACAUCUGACUUGGUGAAGUAUUCCGACGAGGAAACGGAAACUGAGCGUGAUCUGACCGCUGAGGAAGGCACACAGGCUACCCCGCCCAAGAGGUCCCCUGUAAGAAACAAGAAGCAGCGUUGUACGCCAUGGUGGUUGCUCUUCGUAGUCGCGUGUGCGUUCUGCGUGCUGGGCAUCCUGAUUGUGACAACGGCCCUUAACCCCAUCUCUCCACCCGCAACAGCCUCAACUACGUGCGCAGUUACGCAAAUCUUCACUGGCUACGUAACAACGCAAAUGGGCGAAGAUGCAGGUCUUGCAACCACCACACAAGCCACUGUGACCCCGUCCGAAACGUCGUCGUCCACAGCGUCCUCGUCCGAAACGUCGUCGCCCGAAACGUCCUCGUCCGAAGCGUCCUCGUCCACAGCGUCCUCGUCCACAUCGUCCCCGUCCACAUCGUCCCCGUCCACAUCGUCCCCGUCCACGUCGUCCCCGUCCACGUCGUCCCUGUCAACUACCCUGGCAUCCUCUACAAGUACGGCUGGUAACACAAUAUUGUGCAGCGUGCUGAGGAACUCCGAGGGCUGGGUUCCAGCGCAGUGCGACAUCAUUUUCGUCGUUGUGCGAGUGACUGCCGCAGAGAUCAGAUAUGCUGGGCGCAACACCCGUGCAUUUGAGAAAUUGAGACUCAAAUUGAUGGCAUCGAAGGUCACAAAAUUGGGACUGGACUUCGAGUAUUCGAGUAUAACUCAGUCAUCUACACACUUGGCGCGACUGAAUGCCAUGGUUGCAAUGUCCAAGAUGGGAGCGAGGUUGACAGGCGUCUUGGCUGCGCAGGUUGACAAUGUUUGGGACGACACAGAUCGUGCCAUAGUGAGCGUGCUGAAGGUGAGUUUCGGUGUAAUCCACCGCCGUGCCUUGUCUACUGGAAUCUCCAUGCUAUUUCCGUUCAAAGGGCUUACCAAUAUACGCGAUGGUGUCCACGUGUCGUUUGUAUACUUGUCAUAUUAGAAGCGUUGGGAGAGCCACAACUGUCACUACGAAGGAGAGUAAUUAUUCUGAGACCGAAACACUUAAUGGGAUAAACACAAGACUCAAGAUGCCUAUAGUGCCGCAUGGAGACAUGCGCUACACACAAUGCGCGGUUUUGUCGGUUGUAUUAAUUCGUAGUAUGGAAUGGCAUGAAGACGUUACCUAUUAGAAUGUAAUGGACCUAUUAGAUUGUAGCGGUUUGAUGUUUCUAUGAGUGAUCUGUUCCGGGGUUUCAGAGCCAUUUUUGGCAUAAUAGGGCAUAUCUAUUCAUUCCUUUCUAACCGCAUUCAAUGUUUCCGUAAACCUAGCGCUUGUUCUUUUGGGGUUCUACAAGGCUGUCCUUGGCCCACUACUCUUUCAUUGCAAUAUAGUCUCUCACCACGUUCGUCUUUACGCAGAUGACUGAUGAUGAGAUUACGACGUACACUUACUUCGCACAGAGCUUGAUGCUCUUUCCGAAUGGUUCAUGCUUUUACGGUCAAAAUAUCCAUUGUUUCUAUGGGGACACUAUCCGCGUAGAGCGAUGGAGACCGCGGUUCGGAGUACUCGUAUAACGAUAUUGGACGCUAUCCCGUGCGCGUAACCUCAGAUACAGUAGAAUCUCGACGAUACGAAUCUCACGAGAUAGAAUUGAACCAAAACAAAAAUAAAAAUCAUUUUCCAAUACUGUUAGUGAAAGAAGUAGGUGGUGACGCUUUUGUCUCCGUAUUUAGCCAAUGCUAGAGGUGUGUGCCGCCGCCGCCGCCAAUGCAGAGGGAUCGGCGCGGCGCCGCCGCCGAUACCGCAAGAGCUGGCUGUGGCAAGAGCCCGUACAUGUUCUUUGUACUGGUUAAAUCCGAAAUAUAACUCUGCUUUUUCCGACAGUGGUCCAUUAAGAGCAUGCGGGCAAUAAUUUGUACAUAAAGGCUUCGAAACUUAGACUAUAGAACGACGGCAUCGGGCCGCAAUUUUAUAACCGCAUAACACUUACAGAAGCGGGACGGGGGCGGCGAAGGGUCACGCCGAUAGAAGCAGAUCGGCGUGAUGCCGCCGCCGCCGGCACAAAAACAGGGGAUACGCCGCCGCCGACAAAAUUGCCCUCGGCGCACACCUCUAGCCAAUACUGCUCAAAUUCGCGAGAUGAUUCAAAAGGCCUAGUAGGUGCUUUCCAGACUGUUCUAAAGCGAGCUUCUCCUACAGUACGCAGGCGCUAGGUGAAGCCGACUUGCGGAGUGGUGACUGUAGCGUUGCCAGAAGUUGUCCUGAAAUGUUUCCUGGUUCCCUCCACGAGUUCUGGUCGGUGUACCCCGUAUAACGAUGGCAUUCGCGAUAGGCGGAUAUCGUUAUACGCGGGUUUCACUGUAUUUGUGAUAGUGCCUAAAAAUGUUAUAACUGUGUACUAAAGCAGUCAUCAAUUCAUCAGCCUCAUAAAUUCCUCAGCCCUCCCCUAAGUAGAAAGUCAACUAGGUCAUUCCAUGAAUCAUUCAUACACAUCUGUGCAGUGGAAAAGCUUGCCGUUCCAAAUGUUGCCUGGUGCCCUAUCCUCGUCGAAACUAAUCGACAUCGAUUGCUUUACGUCGCAAGCUGUAGGGUGGGGCUGCCACGAAAUACUCCGUCCUUAGAUCCCGCCCAUUUCAAUGGAAAUUUAUACCUUCGCAGCCACUCGGCCCUAGUCUCGGACCGUGACCCUGCGUCAUUUUCACGUUAGUUUGAGCGGCGACGGGUUUCGUGAUGCGUCCGCAUGUGCAUUUCCAUUUAUUGUGUUGUAUACACGUUUUGUUUCUUUUGCGCGGAUCGCCGCCUCAUAUGCGUGAGAUUGGCGCGCUUUUCAAAGCGUCGUCAGAGGGGUCGUACAAAAACUCUAUCAAAGUUCACUGUUUGCUGAGUAAAACGCUCAUUUUCGGUGCUAUUACCACCCCCACAGCUCACGAGUAAAAGAAGCAUAAUGAAAUAUCGGCUUAUCAUUUCGCAUAUCGACCACACGAACACACAGAGAUAUAUUUAAAAAAGCUUAUAAAUAAAGCUCAAGAUUAAAAGCAUCACGCCUCGCACCACACUCACGGUACAUAUAAAUGGUAGCGAAGGCGAGAAAAAAUACCAAAUCUGUGUUAGCAACCCUGCCCCCUUCAUGAUACACAUGCGAGCGUGGUUGUUGAGGGGCAAACUACGAAGGUAAACAAAACUAAUUUGAUCGGAGGCGCAAAUAAUGUGUGUAUUAAUCCAAUAUGCAUAUUUUUAAUAUAGCAAUUCGCCCGGUCUGCCAGUGAUACGUAAGAUUAUAGACAGAGCCGAGUACGCUUCCGGUUCCUGUCCCUCAGCAUGUUGUUAGCUACGAGUUUGCCGUACGUUAACUGCGCACUUUGUGACUGUUGAUAGCCGUUUUCUUCUUCAUCGUCGUCUUUUCAAUUUCAAACCACCAAGUCGAACAGGGGACACUUCUCGGAGCACUAAGGCUCUACCGGGAGACGC